GAAGUGAGAUAUACACGAGAGCACAGCUCAGAGAACCCAUCUAUAAUUACAAAUUAAUUACGUAUCAUAUAUUCUUGUUCUUACUAUCGAAAAGAAUUAGUUAGCCAGCGGAAUGGAUUUUCGAGAUUUGAAUCCUUUUAACAUUUUUUUAAGCACGCUUUCGGCCAAUGUUUUGCCGAUGUCGAGUAGAGAAACGAAAUUACCCAUCUUUUUCAAAAUCUACUCGAUCAUCAUUUGGUUAAUAGAAGUGACAUAUUUUAUUGCUUGUGUUGUCGGAAUUUUGACCGUAUCGAGGGAAAAAGCAUUGAAGGAUGGAACGGUAAACCUUGUGAUCGCGAUAGAAGUGCUCGUGCUAAUGAUUUAUAUGCAUAAUCGUAAGAAUUUACUACGUGGAUUAAUUGAAAAAUUAAACCAUCUUAUCGAGGACAAUAAAAUACUUCGGAAUAUGAUAGUUAGCGCACUGGAACCAAUGGAAAAGCCGUUGAAAAUUUAUACGGUUGCUAGCGUUGGUUCGCUCGCUCUUUGGAUAUCAUUGCCGCUUAUCGAAGUUUUCCGGAAGAAUGAGUUCCGUUAUUCGGAUUAUCGAGUGCCAUUCGUUCUAUCCAAGGAACCUUUCCCACUCAACGUUUUCGUUGGCGGCGUCAUCUUCCAGAUCGUCGGCGGUACAUACACGCUAAUCAGAAAGAUUAGUUUAGAUAUCUACACAAUGUACAUCAUUCUGUUAACGACGGCUCAAUACAAGUAUCUUCGAAUGAAAUUUGCGACGAUAUUCGAACAGAAACCCGAAACUUUAAACGGUUCGUACAACGAUAUUACCCGGCAGAAUGUCUCCUUUAGGAACGAACGGAUGAUCCAGCAAAUGAGACUGUUGACCCGCCAUUACGAAACUGUAGUUGAGAUUGCUGUUAUGUUGAAGAAAUUGCUUUUUCUAAACGUCGGAGUUCAUUACAUAAACAACGUUUUCCGGUUCUGCUUUCUAAGUUUUAUGUUCGUAAUGAGUACUAAUAUGUUUUCCGAAAGAUGUUUAGUUAUAUUGUAUACAAUUGGUGCGCUGAUACAAUUUUAUAUAUUGUGCUAUUGUAUCCAAGAGCUACUCGACGCGAGCAACGCUGUAGCUGACGAUGUAAUAUAUGAAAAGUGGUAUUUGCACGACGUACCACUGCAACGUGCACUUCUUAUGGUAAUUUCUGCCAACAAACUAGAGUGCAAAUUAUCUAACUCUCGACACAUUGAUUUAACUCUGUCGUCAUUCAUGUCGAUCCUAAAUCAAGCAUAUUCCGUAUGCUUAUUGUUUCUUAAAUCAAGACCUGAUUAAAAUUGAAUAUUAUAACGUUAUGCAACGUAACAUAUCUUAAUCGUUAAUUGAUCUCUACGAUAUAAUUAAAUAUAGCAUCGUAAAUAAAGUAUUUA
Bombus impatiens (common eastern bumble bee) is the source of this 1410-nucleotide messenger RNA. RefSeq lists its product as uncharacterized. Gene Ontology annotation, molecular function: olfactory receptor activity; odorant binding. The record is from RefSeq and is a predicted model, not a curated record. Gene Ontology annotation, cellular component: plasma membrane. Lineage: Eukaryota; Metazoa; Arthropoda; Insecta; Hymenoptera; Apidae. The transcript is spliced from 5 exons. Bases 113 to 1315 code for a protein of 400 amino acids. Gene Ontology annotation, biological process: detection of chemical stimulus involved in sensory perception of smell; sensory perception of smell.